UACGUGACCAUUGCGCAAUCUUGCUGUGCGUCAACGUAUACUUUUUAAUGCGGGAGAAACAUCUAGAAGAGGUUUAGCAAACGGCCCAAGAAGAAAGAAGAGACAGCACGCGGGUGAUAAUCCAGAGGAAUAUUUAUGAUCUACCUUGAGAGCACACUCCAUGCAGUGUAGGCACUGUAAAUACACCUGCCCCAGUCAAAAUCUGCUUCUGAGACACUACAGGCUCAAGCACUGGCACCCAGGCCGACGUGCAUCAUUGUUGUGCCUGUACCCUGAGUGUGUCUACACUUUCAGUACACCAGAAAACCACAAUGUUGCUGCGAGUGAUUGUGAAUCCAGAGUGCAUAAAAAAGCUGACACUCCCCCAAGUGCCAUCAUCAAUAGAUGAGCUCAAAGAAAUUCUAUGUGAAAAACUAAAGAUUGAUCAAAACUUUGUGAUCCAGUAUGAGGACCCUGAUUUUGGUGGUCAGCUUUGCAAUUUGUGUAACAUAGAAGAACUUCCAUCUGAUAAAGUCACACUGAAGAUUAUCUGGGAGGUCUUCAAAACUGCAUCAGUAGCAGAACUCCCAGGAAAUGAAAGCACAGGGUCUGACACUGACUUUACCCUAGACACAGCAAGCAUCUCAUCCAAUCUGUCCAGUCCAUCUUCUUCAUCAGUCAGGGAAGAACGUUGGCCUUGUGUUUUCCAAAUUCCCAAUUUCUCCUAUGAUGUAGAGUUCAGACUGAGAAAAGCUAAUGAAGUGUAUGAAAAACAGAACACUACCAUGGAUGUUACACGAGAUGUCAAGAUAGAAAUACUGGACAAGUUGGCAGAAACAAUGUACUCCUUUAAAGCUUACCCAAGUGAUUCUGAAAUUGACCAAGUGGCAGUUGCGUUAGUUUCCAGACAUCCAUGUUUAAGGGAACUUGGCUGUGACACAGGAUGCAGGGGCUGGAAGAUGAGCUUAAAAUUUAAAAUGGGUAAUUACAGACAAAAAUUACGCAGUGCUGGAUGUAGUGAGCUUGGCAAUAAAAGAGAUGAUGGUUCAAGAGUACCCCAGAAGAAACCAAGAAGAUCAGAAAUCAACUUCCUUCCAGACAAUCCUGUCGGUUUAGAUGAUGCUGCACUGGAACAUGAAAGGGAACAGCUUGAGCUUGAAGUCAAGAAAAGGAACAUGGACAUGAUGAUACUGAAUACCAAAAUGGAAACUACAUUCCCUCUCAGGAGAAAAGAAAUAGUCAAUGAUCAACCAUUGGUCUCUGUCAUCAAAGAAAGAUGGCCUGGCCUCUUUUUGGAGGAACAAGUUUGCACAGAGUUCCAAAGGAUCACUUGUGUGGACCUUAAAACGACAUUCAUGACAGCUCUUAACAAAUAUAGCAACUGUCUCAUCAAAAUGUAUCGAGCAAAGAGUAAAGACCUUGGAGAUGAAAUGAAAAUGAUCCUGGACCAUUUUGAUGAGCAGACAACAGACAUUGUAUCACACAGAUACUCUACGGCUCUACGGGGACUCCCCUUGUACCUCAGGGAGCGAGAUGCAAUAUCAAAGACUUGUGUGGACACUGAUUUAGAGGAGACAUACACAAGAGGAGUGAAACUGGGCAUUCUUGAAGUCAUGGAGGACAAUCUCUCGCAGGCAACAAAGAGAUGUCAAAACCUCGCCAUCAUCCUGGAGGAAACUGUGGUUGUGGAGGACCUACCAGACUUUCCCACUGCUUUCAUGGUACUCUUUGGACUUCUCUAUGCGCUAAACAUUGAGUAUCCAAAAGGACUCAAAUACACAUUUGAGGCAGUGCAGAACAUCUUUGUGGGAUUGGGAGAAAAGUGUACCAACAGAGUUCAGUCCCUGAAGAAUAAGCUUUUUACUCUGUAGGGAGUUUAAGAUGCUUUGUGUUUUCAGAUGCUUUUAUUGUUAAUUGGUACCUUCGGCAUAAUGAUGGUGUUUGUUAGGAUAUUGUGUUAAGGUGAAUUUUAAAUUCAGACUUGUAGUCUUGAAUUCUCUAAAGUCAACGCAUAUUUGUUUACUUGAUAUUCGUUGAUAUACUGUUCAGUUGUACUAAACCUUUCAUGUUUAGGUGUAUCAGCACUUUGGAGAUGGAUGGUCUAUUUUACAUUUUGAAAGAUUGUGUUCCUCAUAUGCUACUGUUUAGUCACUUUUCAUAUUCAUAUUUAGUGGCAUUGUUUUAUAAAACUGUUUUAACAGCAGUGUGUAAUUUUAGUUGCAGUAUUGCAGUAUUUCAAUUUGCAGUGUUGAAUCACUUUGGCUUAAAUAUGUUUGAAUUUAAAAAAGACUUGUUACAGGAUUUUUGUGAUGGUGCUAGCAAGACUUUCAUUAUUGAUACACUUUGGACUGUUAGUGCAAUUAUAAGACAUUUAUUUCCUUUGAGAAUAUUUAAAGGGAUGGUUAAAUCAAAAAUGAUAAUAUCAUUUACAUUUUUCUCAAACUCCUAUGACUAUCUUUAUUCUUUAGAACACAAGAAUAUAAUUUUAUAUAAAUGUAAUCCAUAUGAUUUAAUCCAUGCCUUCUGAAGCAAUACAAUCAGAUGUCAAGAUUUUUUAAAGAGUUAGAGUAAGAUUUUGAUCUUUCUCCCAAAAGUAUUGCUUCAGAAAAAGUUGAUUAAACAAUAGCUGCAUGUUUUUGUGCAUGUUCCACAGAAGAAAGUAAUAUGAGUUUGAGACAGAAAAAGUAAAUUAUAAUGAAUUAUCAUUUGAGUAAACUAUGCCUUUAAGAGAAAUUCUUGUCACAAUGACAGCUAACUGAAAUUACAUUUAAUUGCCUUACACAUGUUUGUGAAAGUAAAUUGCUGUUUGGAAUAAAUGUUUUGUUGUGUUAA
This is a messenger RNA of Megalobrama amblycephala (Wuchang bream), 2811 nucleotides long. RefSeq lists its product as uncharacterized. The record is from RefSeq and is a predicted model, not a curated record. The coding region runs from base 312 to 1850 and encodes 512 amino acids. The transcript has 6 exons. Lineage: Eukaryota; Metazoa; Chordata; Actinopteri; Cypriniformes; Xenocyprididae.